UUGAAUUUUCAGUGAUCGCGUUCCUCUCUCUAUCUCCCUCUCUCCUACCAUUGCUGUUCAACAUACUCCUCUGUUUUAUUACUUUUAAUACAGUGCGGGGGGUUUUGUGUUUGGAGUGUGCGUGUGUGUUGGUGUGUGUCUGAAAUAUUUUUCUCCAACUUUCGUAUUUGUGAUUGUUUUAAUAAAAGCCGCCAAAAUUGGUCGUCUUACGAAAACUUCAUUUGUUUUAAGUGACCUCAGGGACGACGACAUGGGUUUCGGUUCACGCAUGGACUGCUGCGGGCAGUUUGUCAAAUACAGUUUAUUCGUUUCGAAUUUUAUUAUAUUUGUGGGCGGUGCUACUGUUUUCUGCUUAAGUUUAUGGACCUUGGUUGAUCGUAGUUUUAUGAAUGAGUUAUUGGGUACAAAUCUAUUUUCGGGAGCCGUUUAUGUUCUACUCGUUACCUCGGUGGCCAUAUGUUUGUUAUCGUUUUUGGGUUGUGUGGGAGCGGGCAAAGAGGUUAAGUGUCUGCUGUUAACGUACUUUAUCAUUGUGGCUCUGGUGUUUGUGACCAUGUUAAUCGGCGGUAUUUUAGGCUAUGUAUUUCGGGAAAGGGUUCAGCAGACCAUGCGACAGGAAAUGCGUUCCUCUAUGGCUUUAUAUGGCAGUCGUCGUGACAUUACCCAGGCCUGGGAUCAAACUCAAGAACGUCUCCAAUGCUGUGGUGUUGACACCUGGCAUGAUUGGAAUCGUUUUGGUCCCAUACCCGAGUCAUGUUGUCAGGAAAUCUUUGGUGGUCAACGUAAGGAGUGUACUAUAUUCCCUACUAUAACGAAUCUAUAUAGCCAAGGAUGUUUGUACGUUACCUCGAAUUACAUCAGAGAUCAUGCGGCCAUUAUAGGAGGUACCUCUAUAGCGGUGGCUAUAAUAAUGAUCUUUGGCAUGGUCUUUUCUUGUCUUCUAUUUAACAUGAUUGAAUAGUCAAGAUUUAAGUAUUUUUUUGUUCUUAUGUAUUACGCUCUUUCUUUAUGUUAAAUUUUUUGGUAAAAAAUAUUUUUAAAUUUGUAAAAAAAUAUGAAAUUUAUUAUCUAUAUAAAAUAGUUUAUAAAAUGUAAGACAGGUAAUGCUAAAAGAGAGCAUUGGCUAUAUUUAAAGGCAGACUAUAGACAAGGCUAUAGUUCAGACUAUUGAUAUAGUUGAGGCUAUAUAGAAGACUAAAGUCAAGAUUAAAAAUAAGGCUAUACAUUAGCUAAAGUUGGCAUACUACUAUAUGCAUAAGACUAUUGUCAAGACUAAUUAGACUUGUUAAUAGUCCAGACUAUGACCUUACCUAGUCCGAACUAUAGUCGUGUAUAUAAUUCAGACUAUAACUUUCUAUGGUUCCGACAAUAGACUUUUCUAUAGCCCAAACUAUAGUCUUAGUCCAGACUAUAGUCACCGUCUUGUCUUUAAUCCAGACUAUAGACUUUUCUAUGGU
Messenger RNA from Lucilia cuprina (Australian sheep blowfly), 1457 nucleotides. Its product is annotated as CD151 antigen. The transcript is spliced from 6 exons. The record is from RefSeq and is a predicted model, not a curated record. Lineage: Eukaryota; Metazoa; Arthropoda; Insecta; Diptera; Calliphoridae. Gene Ontology annotation, cellular component: membrane. Bases 251 to 961 code for a protein of 236 amino acids.